CCGUUGUCGGACGUCCUCCCUCACCCCAUCUGCCACAAAACCUCCAAUGAUCGGCUGUUAACCCAACUUCUAAGCUUCAUUCAUGGGCAUCUUCAGACUCGGCCUCCAAAGGCUCGGCACACGGAGCGUGUUCGGAAGUAAACGCAUAUGGAUAUCACUUCACUCUGAGUACAUCAAGUUGCGGUAGACCCGGCCAUCAUGACUGGCCAUCGCAGCGGUAUGCGUCAUGCUGCCACUUUGACGUCUUGUUCAAUCUCGACACGACGUCCACGUUCCUCAAUUGCCACAGCGCAUAUAUGGAGAUCCUGACCCUUGGCAUGAGAGGCCAUCUUUGCAUGCUUGGACCAAAUGGUAAAACUUGGCACCUCGAGCAAGGAACACAGCAGCAUGGGCAAGUGGGUGAAACACGCUUUCGGGCUGUCGAGGACAGUGCUCCUCUGUUUGGUAGCUGCACGCAGUGUGCAAGCCGAUGGCAAUGACUGGGUCUCCCCACUUUAUGUCAUGGACGUGUCAAACGGACAGAUAGACGCCUCUGGUAGCAUCAAUGCGCAAUCGCGAAUCCAGCAAGCCGGAGUGUGGUCAGCUAAGGCAGGACCUUGGUCUGUGCUGAAUCAAAAAGUCAGUACUCCUAGCGGCGACAAGCACGACUACCUCUCCUGGGCUCCGUACUGGUGGCCAGACUGCAAUUGGUGCGGCCAGAACAGUGCACAGAGUGAUGGCGAUAAUGGCGACGAUCCCAAUUACCCCGACAGCAGCUCCUCUUCGAGUAGUUGGCUCAGCUCAGCUACUUUGGCCACAUCGCUUCCACCCGAUGCCAAUCCGACAGCUCAUCCUUAUCAACCUCUGGAUCCGGUGGGAGGCGUUGUUCAGGCAACUGCCCUGCCGAUACAGCCUUAUCAAGCUCCUGUUCCCAUUCUACCGCAAGUUCAGGCCGCCAACCCUUUCAGUGUCUCAGGCCAGCUGCUUGAAACCAACGCGCACGCUGGAGUGAAUCCUGCACUGGCAAGGAGGAGGCUGAGAGGUGCGAACGCACUGUGGUCCGCUAAUUCCCUGCCAGAGAUUGCAGAGGGCAACGCGUUCCGGAUGGCCGAGGUUGAUGCUAUGGUGGCCAGAGAUCCGCCUCCCCUUGAAGAGACUCGCGUUGCACCGGCGCACACAGCCCAGCCCACGCACCCUUCUCGCCGUACUGGGCACGCUCAUAACUGGCUUGUACAUCAGCAUGCUCAUCAGCUUCUCGUCGCAGCCUCUCACAAUGCGUACACCACAAGCCAGACUCAGGCGCCCACGCCAAGCCUCCAGAACAGGGGAUCAAUCAACACUGGCACCAGCACAGGAGCUGCACAGCUUCAAGGCAAGGCGAUGGAUGGGAACAAAAACAGCUGUACGCCUAGCUCGACCAGUGUUGCUCCAGCCGCAACCUGGACUACAUGCCCCUACAAGAGAAAGGACGGCAAGGUUAAUCCGGACACGAAGAUGCUCAACAACACGAAAGAUGUCGUCAGCAUGGCCCAAUCCGUCUUGUGGAACGGCGUCGCAUUUGGUUUGACGAACGACACGUCUUACUCGCAGCGCGCGACAUCGUUGAUCUACAACUGGUUCCUGAAUCCGCAGACGGCAGUCAACCCGAAUCUCAACUACGGUCAGGUCAUCCGUGGGCCAGGGCAGCAGCUUGGCGACUUCACCGGCAUACUCGACUGGCGCAUGAUCCUUAAGGUGGUCAAUGCCAUCGUCAUCAUGCGUGCAAAAAGUGCUCAAGCUUGGAACGCCGUGAUAGCGUCCUCGAUGAACCAAUGGGCGAGCAAUUACCUUGACUGGCUCGCAAAGAGCUCCCAGGGCAAGGGUGUCGCCAAGGCUUCGAACAAUCAUGCCACCUUCUUUUACAACCAGCUCAUCGCGCUGUACAUCCUUGUCGGCGACAUUCAGAGCGCGCAGCAGGCCGCGAACGCCUACUUUACCGGAGCGUUCAUGUCGCAAAUCGACGAAGAUGGAGAGCAGCCUUAUGAAGCGACUCGCACACGUCCCUUUCACUACCGCUGCUUCAACGUCGAAGGAAUGAUCGCCAACGCCAAGCUGGCCGACAACCUCGCGCUAAACAUGUGGUCCGCGACGACGAGCAAAGGGGCGACGAUCCAAUCGGCCGUCGACUAUCUCAUGACGCUCGACCCAGGUGACGAGAACAUCACCGAGCUGGCGCCGCACGUCGCUGCCGUCGCUUCGGCGUAUGGCGACCCAGACGGCAAGUACGCUGCGUGGCUGUCCAAUUCGGACAACACGGGCGACGACGACAACUCGCAAAGCUGGCGUUUCUACGACAACUCCGCGGCUUUGUACUGCAAUCCGGCUUCGGGCGACCAGACAAGUUCGCAAAGCUUCAAAUCAAGUUAAUGUUAUAGUGAAGAGGUGAUUACUUGCAAAUUAUCUCGGCCGCCAAGGGACGUGAUGUGAUAGAAAAGGGGUCUGCCCUGUGAGCCAUGUGCGUCCUUUCUAUACCCGCCAUUAUUCCACAGUUCGAUGUGUAGAGUAUCUAAGCAGCAGACUUUGCAGCUUGCUUCCCUGUCUUUGCCGCCGCGCGUACGGCCGCAGUCGGUUUCGAAAGACCCCAUUUGACCAUGAGCUUGACGAAACUGGGCAAGAUGGCGGCAGUGGCCGCGACUCUCACAGGGAGUAGAAGCGUCUUGUGGAUGGUGUACGCUAGCACGGCUUCUGCCCACAGUGUGCCGCUCCCCCCAGAGUUUUUUGU
Messenger RNA from Tilletiaria anomala UBC 951, 2740 nucleotides. Its product is annotated as chondroitin AC/alginate lyase. The transcript has 2 exons. Bases 388 to 2385 code for a protein of 665 amino acids. The record is from RefSeq and is a predicted model, not a curated record. NCBI's taxonomy places the organism in Eukaryota, Fungi, Basidiomycota, Exobasidiomycetes, Georgefischeriales, Tilletiariaceae. Gene Ontology annotation, cellular component: periplasmic space. Gene Ontology annotation, molecular function: lyase activity.